Messenger RNA from Argentina anserina (silverweed cinquefoil), 1020 nucleotides. RefSeq names its product NAC domain-containing protein 41-like. The record is from RefSeq and is a predicted model, not a curated record. Lineage: Eukaryota; Viridiplantae; Streptophyta; Magnoliopsida; Rosales; Rosaceae. The transcript has 2 exons. Gene Ontology annotation, molecular function: DNA binding. Gene Ontology annotation, biological process: regulation of DNA-templated transcription. The coding region runs from base 1 to 984 and encodes 327 amino acids.
AUGGUGACCUUAAGAUCCAGAUCCAGGCCUCCAAUCCCCUCCAACAAGAAACAAGAGCCCAAGACUCGACCUCGACGGUCAUCAACAAGCAAAUUGGGUAUCGCAGUGGGGUUGAGGUUCCACCCUACCGAACAGGAAAUCGUCGAUUACUAUCUCCACAACCGGAUUGCUAACGGCGACGAGUUCCAGUCCGACUUCAUCCACGAUUGUGCUGAUUUCUUCGGCCAAAAUGAGCCCUGGGUUGUAUGGGACAUGUACGGCGGCAAUGAGUGCGAGGAUGAACAACAUAGUCUCUAUUUCUUCACCCGUCGAAAAAGGCUGAGUCCAACCGCCAAGAGGUUCGAUAGGAAAGUGGGCUCGGGAACCUGGAGCGGCCAACAUCCCAGGGAUAUUGUCGCUGAUGGUCUUGUCAUUGGGAUAAGGAGGGAGUUUAGGUACGAGGAGGGUUGUGACGAGAAGCAAAACAACGCUUGGUUGAUGCAGGAAUACCAGACUGUUGACGAUGAUUGUGAUAUUGUGGUAUGUUCUUUAAGGAAGAGCCCUAGAAAGGCGACACCAACCUCAACUGCUCGGAAGAGAAAGACCAGGAUUAAUGGAAAGAAGGGGAAAGCUGUUCUGGAUCAGCCUAAACCAAAGAGGCGUAGAAGGGAACAGAGUUGUGUCCAGGAGGAAGAAGAUGACAGCAGUGUUGAUGAUGAGCCUAAUAUGGAACAACCCAAAAUGGAACAGAUCGAUUUCGAGUGGGAUCAAGAUCAUCCGUUGCUUCAAGAAGUGUCGGCCCCCAAUCAGUUUCAAGUUGAUCAAGAUUGUUAUUAUCCUGAGUUUUACCCUGAGCUAUAUGUUGACAAUAAUCCUGAUUUCUCUACUGUUGAUGAACUGCUUGGACAGACUCCAACUUGCUACGACAGCAAUAACUUCAACUUGGUAUCCAGUGAUAAUGAUCAUUCUGGUCUGGAGGAAAGUAGUAAUUUUUCACCAAUAUGAAGUGAAAACUAAUACAGAAGAACAAGUAAACUGAAA